GGCCGGUGGUGCUGUGGGUGCUCGGGCCGCCCGCCCGCGGCCUGGAGGAGGAAAGUGGUCCCACAUGGUCUGAGGAGCAGCCUGGCCACUCUUUCCAGGCGGGGGCUGUGUUGCUGAGCGAGGAGGCGUCCCCCCAAAGCCGGAUGGGCCAGGACGUGUCAGCAGAAGAGGCCGAUGCAGUGCUCAGGCUGGAAGGCGACGGCGAUCACAUGGUGAUGUUGUCUGUGGUCCCGGGGGGAGCUGAGGACAAAUGGAGCUCCGAGGCCGGCGGUGGCACCUGUGGGGCCGGAGGCGAGGAAGACUCGAGCUGCAAGCUCCGGGAGAGCCUCUUCUCUCUGGACAGCGCUGGGACGAGCUUCCCAGAGCGGGAGGAGGAGGAUGACGCCGAGCGGGGAGCAGCGGAGUCUGAGCGCGUUCCGGCCGAGGAGACCAACAACACUGACAGUCUGAAGUCCCCGAAGGUGACCUGUGAGGAAAGAAAUGUGACAGGAUUCGAAAAUCUUACCUUGAAAAUUUUAAAUAUGUCCCAGGUCAGCAAACAGUGCCUUCCCUCCUUUUCUGCAUGUACGGAUCAUUUCACGUUGCUGUCUCCUUUCCGGCUGAGGGUCACAUCCUGGCUGGGCUGGAAGUGGAGCAGUCCUGAGUGGCUGCGUCGGUGUUGCAGCCUUUCUACCAGGUUCGGCACUGUCGCUGUUCCUAACAUUUUGUUAUUUCAAGGAGCUAAACCAGUGGCCAGAUUUAACCAUACGGACCGAACAUUGGAAACUCUGAACAUUUUCAUUUUCAACCAGACCGGUAUAGAAGCCAAGAAAAACGCGGCGGUCACUCAAGCUGACCAAAUAGGCCCUCUUCCCAGCACUUUGAUAAAAAGCGUGGACUGGUUGCUUGUAUUUUCCUUAUUCUUUUUAAUUAGUUUUAUUAUGUACGCCACCAUCCGAACUGAGAGCAUCCGGUGGCUAAUUCCAGGACAAGAACAGGAACACGUGGAGUAGUGGUCGACUGAAUCUAGAAGUUGGAAAGAGGAAUUUCAGGCUGAACGCUGCAAUUUCAUGUUUUCUCCAGUGAAGUGUUGACCUGCAGCUUUCUUCAGAUUAAAGAAUCAUGCAUUUGUUAACCACUGAAUGUGUAAAAGAAAUUAUCAAUGGGCCUUUUAACAAGUGUUGUAAUAAGCAAAUGCAGAACUGUCCAAUGGAA
Messenger RNA from Echinops telfairi (small Madagascar hedgehog), 1194 nucleotides. It is a transcript of the gene TXNDC15, whose product is annotated as thioredoxin domain containing 15. NCBI's taxonomy places the organism in Eukaryota, Metazoa, Chordata, Mammalia, Afrosoricida, Tenrecidae. The record is from RefSeq and is a predicted model, not a curated record. Gene Ontology annotation, biological process: cilium assembly. Bases 144 to 992 code for a protein of 282 amino acids. The transcript is spliced from 4 exons. Gene Ontology annotation, cellular component: cilium.